AUGGAAGAAGGCUCCGCAUUUCACGGAAAAGAUUCGGUUUUGUUUCCUAUGGUUGAUAAUUUGUUGGGACUGUUUAUGUUUUCUCAGGCAACUUUAGGGUUUGGUAUUUCAUCGAAGAACAUUGUGGUUCAGUGUAACGUAGGAAAUUUCAGUCCUGUUUUUCUUUGUUCUUCGUUUCGUGAAAAGGCUGAGAUAUCCCAAUUGCAUUUGGAAUUCGAGGAGAGGGUUGAAGUUGUUUUCGAAGUUAUUACUUGCUUUAUAUAUAGGAAAAAAUUUACUUGCUUUCUUCCUGAUUUAGAAAACCAAAAAGGUUCUUUGGUGGCAUAUGAGCUGCAGGAAAGUAGGAAUGAUACUGACUUGGAGUUUUUCAAGCACAGCACCAUAUCUGCUGCCACAAACAAUUUCUCUCCGGCUGGCAACCUGGACAAGGAGGCUUUGGCAAACUUGGACAAUGCCUUAUAA
Dovyalis caffra is the source of this 462-nucleotide messenger RNA. The record is from the annotation of a GenBank genome assembly. Lineage: Eukaryota; Viridiplantae; Streptophyta; Magnoliopsida; Malpighiales; Salicaceae.